This is a messenger RNA of Coregonus sp. 'balchen', 2218 nucleotides long. The record is from the annotation of a GenBank genome assembly. Lineage: Eukaryota; Metazoa; Chordata; Actinopteri; Salmoniformes; Salmonidae.
CUAGUCUCAUCAUACAUCCCUGUGGCACUGUGUGCUGAGACAAUAUUUUCCAUCAAAGCCCUGUCCCUGUACCUUGUGAAGAGAAGAGGGGAAGCAGGGGGCUGGCGAACACUACGCAGAACCCCCUGUCAACACCAGGAAGAAGGAGCCAUGAACGCCCUCCGGGACGGCAUGUUUUUAGGAGGAGGGAACACAUGGAGGAAAGAACUCACCAACGUCACCAUGGCAGCCUUCAUGCUUCCCGUGCAGCGCCUCAAUGAGAUCACCCCUCUGGUUCUGCUGGAGUUCCACCCUGAGGUGGAGGCUGACACUGUGGACUGGCUCCUGGGGAAGAUCCUUACACCCGAGCCCCUGGGGGGACUAGACCUGCUGGCCAGAGUGAUCAGCCGGACCAGGGCUGGGGGUGCCAUCAUGGUGGUUGGGGGCCACCCCAGAGCGUCUGCUCCUGGAGGCUGACGAGGACCUUCUGUUCAGACACAAGCCCUGCUGCCCUAUAGGAGGUCAGGCGCGGGAGGUGGGGGACCUGGGGGGGACACGCCCCACGGAGGGGGUCUAUGGGAUGCUGUCAUCGGCUGAGUGUGUGACCCUGGUGCAGAGGAUCCUGGCCAGGCUGAGAGUGGGGGAGUGGGAGGAAAUCCAGGUGUUCCAGAGGAUUCCCCUCCUCCCAGGAGAACCAGUGAUGGCCAGUAUGUCCCGCUUCGGAGUCCUAACUAACACCUACCCCCUACAUGAAGCCCCACUGCUUCAGAGCCUCCAGGGGAGGUGGAGGGUUGGCUGGUGUGGUCUCAAACCCUUCAGCCAGAGAGAGCAUCGGCAGCUACUGGAGGAUAUCAGGGCUUAUUUCGGGGAGGCGGUGGCCCUCUACUUUGGGUUUGAGAGUUCGAUGGUCAGUGCUCUCCUCCUGAAAUCCACCAUGUCCAUGUUUCUCUAUUUCUACCCCCUCAGGCUGGGGAACAACCUGGUCUUUUUCACCCUCUCCAGUGUGGUGUGGUCAGAGCUGUUCCUGCAGGGCUGGGGGAAGAGGAGCAAAGCCCUGGAGAGGGACUGGGGGACUGUGGUCACUCAUCAGUCACACAGUCACUCAUCAACAGCAGCAGCGGUGCCCAGGGUGCCACAGGGCACAGCACCACCACAGCCCCAGAUCGAUGCCCACCCUUUUGGAAAGAUGAGUUGGAGGAGACUGCAACACUCCUUUACCUUCCUAACCUGCACCCUCUGCCUCUCCUCCAUCCUGAUCCUGAUGUAUUUACACCUAGAUGGACUAGUGGGGGACAUCCUCCUGAGAGAAGAGCUCAGUUUCAUCUUUCACCACAUCCUUGUCUACCUCCCUGAAAUCGCCCUCACGGUUGCCAUGGCAGGGAUGGACUGUGUUGCAUUCCAACUGUCCCAAGGCCUCAGCCCUGAUCCUGAGCCGCCAGGGCAACAGUCACCAUGGCAACAGCCCCUGAUCCCUGAGGUUAUCCUCUCCUGCCUCUUCAACCACUUUUCCGUCCACUUCUACAGGGCUCUGGUCCUGAAUGACCUCAUCCAUGGUGCGCUUCCACCUGUCUGUGCAGCUGGCUACCCACCUGGGCCUCAAGCUGCUCUCCGCCACGCUGUUGCCCCGCCUGAGGAGGAUGAGGACGCCCCCUGCCCGCGCCCACCAGGAACAUCAGUCUCCCAUCCUUAGACAAAUCACAGAACAGAGCAACAGACCACCGUGUGACACCCAGACCUGGAGCUACCUGGAGCUCCUCAUCUCCUACUGCCACGUCAUGUUCUUCUCAGGCAUCUACCCCCAGUGUGCCCUCUGGUGCCUGUUGACCAUCAUAGCUACAUCCUGCAUGGACUUGUGGCACCUGUGUUCAGGAGCGCGCCGCCCCUUCCCCAGAACAUCCCCCAGGGGUUAACGUUUUGUGGCAGCGGGUCUUCGGGGGCUUUGAGGCCCUGGCUGUCCUGCUCAACUCCCUCCUGCUGUGGUCCUCUCUGGAGUUCAGGCUUCUCUUCCUGAGCUACACUGGGUGGGAGAUGCUCAGGGCCUUCCUCCUGCUGCAGCUGUUGCUGCUGAGCCUGAGGUAGGCGGUCACCUUCCUACUCCUCCACCUGGCCUGGGCUGUUGGCAGAAAGGCAGAGCAGCCUGAGAUUCGCCAACCCCGCCUCCAUAGGCUCCAUCGCCACCACCAACAGCAGCAGCACUCUCACAUACUGUAGAGAUGCAGCAGCCAAUCAGCUUCAGGCU